Vigna unguiculata (cowpea) is the source of this 843-nucleotide messenger RNA. RefSeq lists its product as uncharacterized. Lineage: Eukaryota; Viridiplantae; Streptophyta; Magnoliopsida; Fabales; Fabaceae. The record is from RefSeq and is a predicted model, not a curated record.
AUUUAACCGCAUAAGAAUAUUUGUUAGCAAACUUGAUUCCUGGUUUGAUCGACCCCAACUGCACAAAGGAUCGAACUUGCAGCGUCUUUUUUAAUUUAAUUCAGUUGAAAUUGAAAUUGUUUUCUCAGAUUCCGUAUCAACGCUUCCGCAUGAAACCCUAGAAAUGAGUGCCGCAGGUGGUGCAUUUGGUGGCAAUAGGGGGCUCCGUCCAGUGCCUCCAGAAAAGGGAAUAUUCCCCUUGGACCAUUUGCAUUUGUGUGACAUAGAGAAGGUGGAAUAUCUAAAUUGUUUGAAGACUGAGGGACACCAGUCUGAAAAAUGCAGGCAAUUCUCAAAAAAAUACCUGCAGUGUCGCAUGGAGAGGAACUUGAUGGCAAAACAAGACUUGGCUGAACUAGGUUUUAAGGAAAGUAAUGUAGAAACUCCUGGUGGGAAAGUUACUGAUAAGGUUGUUACUCAAGACCAAUAAACUGGAAGAAUUAAGAAUGUACAUUGAUUUCGAGGUUGAGUUUUGGUAAUGCCAUUAUCUUGCCAUUCAUUUGAAAGUAAUGUCUAAGCAUGCUCUGAGAACAAAAGAUGUCAGUGAACAGAAGAUGGUGGACAGUUUGUCCCAUUCCUCUUCUUUUAAACUCAUGGACUUUGAUUUUGUUCCUUUAUGGAAAUGAUUAAAAAUCGACUGGGUUAGGCUAGUCAAUUCAGUUGAAAAGAUUGGUGAACAAGUUAGCUGUUGUGUUUGUUUCAUUCAACACCAAAAUACCAAAUGAUCAUUGAUGAGGUGGUUGAGCCAGUCCUUGAAAUAAGUUUCUUUUUUAUUCAAUCAAAAGCAUUUUCGUGUACCAAACA